Thlaspi arvense is the source of this 1384-nucleotide messenger RNA. The record is from the annotation of a GenBank genome assembly. Lineage: Eukaryota; Viridiplantae; Streptophyta; Magnoliopsida; Brassicales; Brassicaceae.
CCUAACCAUACUACAUUUCUAGUUAGGCGCUUAUACAAUAAUUUAAAGAACAAAAAACUACUAAAAUGUGAGAAAUUACUAAAAGUAGUAAUUAACAGUUUUGCCCUACAUGUAACAGCGAGUAUGGUCUUGGCGCGUGGGAUUUGGUUCGUCUCUUCUGGUCUCUCAAGCUUCUCCUCCAUAGUAGAAAGGAUUUAAAGGCGAGAGAAAACAAUUAUAAAAAAUUUCUUUCCUUUUCCUCCUCUCUUCUUCAUCUUCUUCUUCCUUGAUUGAUACCAACGUGUAAUCCCAACCCUUAAUCUACUUCGUCCUUACUUAAUCAGAUUUCUACUUGUUCCACUUCUUCUCUUUCAACCGCAGUCAUGGUUCAGUACUGAAGGUGGGAGUCAUUGUUCCGAAUCGAGUAAGAAAAAAAAGACUUUUUAAGAUUGAAGAAGAAAGAUGCGAAUUUUAUGCGAUGCGUGCGAGAACGCAGCCGCUAUCGUUUUUUGCGCCGCCGAUGAAGCUGCCCUUUGCCGCUCCUGCGAUGAAAAAGUUCAUAUGUGCAAUAAGCUAGCUAGUCGGCAUGUACGUGUAGGAUUAGCCGAACCAAGCAAUGCCCCAUGCUGCGAUAUUUGCGAAAAUGCGCCUGCCUUCUUUUACUGUGAGAUAGACGGUAGUUCACUUUGUCUGCAAUGUGACAUGGUAGUACAUGUCGGUGGCAAGAGAACGCACGGGCGGUUUCUUUUGCUCAGACAGAGAAUUGAGUUUCCGGGCGAUAAGCCUAAACCAAACAAUACGAGAGACAAUUUGCAAAACCAAAGAGUCUCUGCAACUGCAAACGGUGAAGCUAAUGGCAAGAUUGAUGACGAAAUGAUUGAUCUUAACUCUAACCCCCAGAGAGUACAUGAGCCAGCAUCAAAUAACCAAGGUAUCGAUGUAAAUAACGUGAACAGUCACGAGCCUGCAGGUGUUGUGCCAGUUGGAACCUUUAAACGAGAGUCUGAGAAGUGAUGAUGAUAAGGGUUUGGUGUAAGCGAAGCUUUGUUGUUGAAGGAAGGAAGGAAGGAGGGAUUGUGUUGUUUGUGCAUUAUCUUAGUUUUAAGGAAAGGGCUCACAUGAAUGUAUAAGCGCUAAUAUCUGAAAUUCUGCAUAUUUGUUUAUUUCUGGGUUUUCCUUUUUUCCUUAAUUAAAAAUCCCUUUGGAACAUUUAUAGUCCAUUGGGCCAAGAAAUAAAGAACAAAUUGGGCCAACAAAUGGAUAAAGGUCCAUUUGCUAUGCAAAGGUUCAUGUUAGUGCAAAGGUCCAUCAAUCAUUAUUCACAUUACUAAAGUCUUUCAAUAUAUAAAGACUAGUAUAUACUUUCAAAAACUAUUAAAUAAGAUUAUUUACAAAUAGAAAUAAA